UUUUGGAAAUCGAAAUGCGGACAUUCCAAAUAAAACUCGAAAAUAUUAUCCAACGAUCGUCGAGACUAUUACCGAAGCUAGCACAGCCGAAACGGAGCCUAGACGCAAUUCAGAAUUCAGCACUUCGUCAUUAGUUGGGAAGAUGGGAAACCAACUUAAUAUCCAGUCUCAAGAAAUUAUUGAUGAAGAAAUGACGGAUGCGGAUAAUAGGGAAAAUAAAGAUAAUAGCGGAGCUAGUGCCAAGGCACAUAAUUCGAAGGAUAAGGCCACUGAUAUGGUGUAG
Messenger RNA from Diversispora eburnea, 283 nucleotides. The record is from the annotation of a GenBank genome assembly. NCBI's taxonomy places the organism in Eukaryota, Fungi, Glomeromycota, Glomeromycetes, Diversisporales, Diversisporaceae.